Messenger RNA from Scylla paramamosain (green mud crab), 2094 nucleotides. RefSeq names its product cytochrome P450 3A41-like. The coding region runs from base 170 to 1675 and encodes 501 amino acids. Gene Ontology annotation, molecular function: oxidoreductase activity, acting on paired donors, with incorporation or reduction of molecular oxygen, reduced flavin or flavoprotein as one donor, and incorporation of one atom of oxygen; iron ion binding; heme binding. The transcript is spliced from 7 exons. The record is from RefSeq and is a predicted model, not a curated record. NCBI's taxonomy places the organism in Eukaryota, Metazoa, Arthropoda, Malacostraca, Decapoda, Portunidae.
GACCUGAAGAGAUUUGAGGUGAUAAGUGCACAUUGCUUUUAGAGGCACGCUGGAAGCCACUUAGACAGGACCCCUCAUGCAGCGACGAAGGGAGGCUGCAUAACUACAUCAAGGAAACCAGUUACAUUACAUAAUUUCCUGACUCAAAGCAACGGAACGCUGGUGUGGCAUGGAAGUGGAGACGUGGUUGCUGCUGGCGACGGUGGCAGUGUUGGCCUGGGUGUACUCCAGGUAUCGCCACAGCUACUGGUCCUACAGAGGCGUGCCCUCCCCGCCUACCUUACCCUUCCUCGGACACAUCCACAAGUCGUUCUUUGUUAAUAGAACCUUGUGGGAGUACAAUCAGGAGAAUUACAUCGCGUUUUACAAUGCGUCAAAGUGUGGACUGUAUGAAUGGUUCACUCCUUUGUUGGUGAUAUGGGAUCCUGAGCUCAUUAAGAAUGUCUUCGUUAAGGAUUUCAACUACUUCACGGACCAAAGAGAUUUCACGGGUUUGAAGACUGGCAGUAAGAGAGAUGAAAUGGUGCUGGAGAUGCUUUCUCUCAAAAAUGGUGCUGAGUGGAAGAGUCUGCGGGCCAUCAUGACGCCCACCUUCACUUCAGGCAAGAUCAAAAGAAUGUUCUCUUUAGUGAGCGACAAGGCCGAUGCUCUCGUCAGUUUCUCAAUGAAACAAGCGGCAGAAAACUCCUACGUAGAUAUGAAGAAUAACUUUGAACGAUUCACUAUGGACACAAUUGCUUCUUGUGCCUUUGGUAUUGAAUGUAACUCUCUGAUUGACAAAAAUGCGGAAUUUCCUCGCAAGGCAGAAAUAGUCUUCAAGAUCUCAAUACAGACAAUGUUAAAAAUCGCACUCUGCAAGAUCAUGCCGAGGCUCUUCAAGUUAACCGGCCUCAGUAUAAAUCCUCCGGAGACAGAUUUCUUCAUCGACGUUGUAAAGCAGACUAUUGCAGACAGAGAAACUGGAAAGAAGCGUGGAGACUUUCUGGACCUGUUGCUGGAGGCACGGGACCAAUCCGACAACCUUAGCAGUAAACUCGUGAUGAACGACAUCAGUAUGGUGGCGCAGUGCUUGUUGUUUAUCGUCGGUGGAUACGAAACCACUGCCUCCUUGUUGGCUUUCUCAUGCUUCCUGCUGGCCAAGCACGAGGACCAGCAGCAGCGCCUGAGAGAAGAGUUGCGGGGAAUGGUGGCGGAGCACGGGGGUAUCACCUACCAGGGCAUCAUGGAAGCCAAGCUGCUCGACGCCUGCCUUCAGGAAACUCUUCGGCUUUAUCCUCCUGCCGUGAUUCUAGAACGUGCAUGCACCAAGACCUACAAGUUACCCGACACUGACCUGACCCUGAAGCCAGGAGACCUGGUGCAGGUGCCCAUCUGGAGCAUCCACCACGACCCCCGCCACUGGCCAGACCCUGAGGUGUUCAUUCCAGACCGCUUCUUGCCUGAGAACAAAGGCAACAUCCAACCCUUCACACAUUUGCCCUUCGGGGUGGGUCCCAGGAACUGCAUAGCCAUGAGAUUUGCUCUUUUGGAAGCUAAGGUAGCCCUAUCUAAGCUGCUGUUGGAGGCAGAGCUGAAUGCGGCGCCGGGACAUGAAGAGGUAGCCUUAGAAACAGCUAAUGGCCUGCUGCGUCCCAAGGAGGGUGUGAUACUCGUGUUGAAGCAAGUCAAGAAGUGAAGUAUUGUUCUGUGGACCAUAAUCUGAAAUACUUCUGCGCCGCACCUCCAUUACUUUCAAAAGGCUCUAGCUCAAGUUCCACAGGUUUUUAAGAAUGCUUUUACGGUUCUAGUGACAGAUUUCUACAAUAGUGACAAUUUCCACAAUAUCAACAGGAGAAACACUUUUGAGAACCAUGGUAAUAAUCUCUGUGGCCUCUGAAAAUAGUCGUGACAAGAAGAAAAAGCAUCCCUGAAUAAGGCCCGUUGCAUCGCUGGGACACACUCAACACCAGUGCUGAGAUGACAUAGCAGUACACACUUUUGCUGUUGCGUCUCGUACUUCAAGAACCCAAGUCUCAAUGGUUUACGUCGUUGUAGUCCUCCAUUGUUAAUAUUCAUCUGUGUUGCCUGAGUAUCAACAUCUUAACUAUCUCAUAA